Molecule: messenger RNA, 3820 nt
Organism: Melampsora larici-populina 98AG31
Lineage: Eukaryota; Fungi; Basidiomycota; Pucciniomycetes; Pucciniales; Melampsoraceae
Exons: 23
Coding region: 1-3525 (1174 amino acids)
Biological process (GO): response to oxidative stress
Molecular function (GO): peroxidase activity; heme binding
Source: RefSeq, a predicted model, not a curated record
AUGUCCACACCCACUAGACCCCCUAGCCGUUAUGCUGCCGAACCCAAACCAGGUGAAGCUCUUCUGCAGAGUGCAGGGUACACUCAUCUGUUACUUGUUGGUCAAGCAAAAGACUUGCCGACGUUGAGCGCUUCGCCUGUCUGGCGCAAAGCCUCUCAAUUGCAGGAGACCAUUGGCUCCGUGUCACAUUACCUGUUCUCCAGAGGUAGCUCAAAUAGUGGUCUCAACAAUGAAGACGAGGUGGCGCUCACCGACAGCAAAACUCCAACUUCGCUCAUAUUCCUCAGUGUCCAACAACUUUUGUCUGGUAGAAUUCCUGAAAACCUUUCCAUGAUAAUAAACAUUUUGUCUAGUGUAGGUAAACCUCUAGAUGAUAGAAAGAUGCAACUGGAAGAUGUUGUGGGUUGGUUAGCCACGUCUGGUAGAAAAAACCAACAUGCACCCAACAAGAUGGUGAAUGACGUCCAAGGUCAAUUCAUAGAUAUACUCUGGAAUGACCUCUCGCAUCCAUCAACUGUUGAUCUGAAUCCCAAACAUCGCUUUAGAACGCCCGAUGGUCGGAACAACAAUAUCAUUGGUUCCCCAUUUCUUGGUGCUGCCAAUCAACCCUAUGCUAGAUCUGUCAAGGCACUUCACCCUCGCGCACCUUACGUCGCGGAGCCGGAAGAGAUGUUCGAUUCUAUCCUGCGUCGUCCCGAGGGUUUUGAAGGUUUUGUUCCUCAUCCUGCUGGAAUAUCAAGUCUCUUGUUCGGCUUUGCCAACAUCAUCAUCCAUGAUAUCUUCUGGACUAACACUGGUCCAGAAGUUAAAGGUCCGGGAUCCGAUACCGAUUCGAAUCAAUACGGUGACAGCGGGAAUGGAUCCUCGCGUGCAAGCCAAUGGCAAAAUUUGACAUCCUCUUAUCUUUCCUUGGAUCCUUUAUACGGAGUCGGACAAGAGGAACAAGACAAGAUUCGCAACAAAGAGGACCUUGGCCGCGGCUUGUUGUACAAUGACACUUUUGCAUCCAGUCGAUUACUUGUGAUGCCUCCAGCAUCGUGUGCUCUACUUGUAAUCUUUUCUAGAAACCAUAAUCGAGUUGCUAAAAGGCUUCUGGAGAUCAAUGAACGCAAAACUUGGACAGCCGAUUUGGAGAAACUCAGUCCCGAGCAAUUGCAGCAACAAGACGAUGAGAUUUUUGGCACCGCCAGAUUGAUCAAUUGCGGCUAUUAUGUAGAGAUGAUUCUCCACGACUAUCUCAGCGCUAUCUUAAACACUACACAAGCCGACAGUGACUGGGCGCUCGACCCUAGAGCUCCGAUCAAAAGUAUCCUCGGGAGUACCCCUAAGGCUACUGGAAACUCAGUCACAGUUGAAUUCAAUUCUCUAUAUCGCUGGCACGCUCCGAUGUCGUGGUCCCAAAGUAAAUGGAUCGAGAAAUGGGAGGACGUGAAUCAUGAGACCAUCAAAAAAUCAGCCGCCUUAUUGAAGAAGGAGCUUAAUGCUGAAGACGGGGUAGAGCCUAGAUAUUGGAAGUUAUCUAAAUACGAAGUCAACGUUCCUAGAAGUGGCCAACCAGAGCUGACCUCCGCAGGAGUUUACGAAAGGGACUCAGAGACCGGUGAAUUCCGUGAUGAGGACAUUGCAAAGAUUUUGAAAGAUUCUACGUACGAAGUUGCUGGUACUUUCGGAGCACGCCAUAUACCUGCAGCCAUGAGAUGGAUUGAAUGUCAAGGAAUGCGAACUUCUAGAGAUGUGUGGAAAACCUGCACCCUGAAUGAAUUCAGAGCUUUUCUGGGUUUGAAGGAAUUUGAAUCAUUUGAGGAAUGGAAUUCGGAUCCUUCUGUGGCUUCUGCUAUGCAGGAUCUUGUCGGCCAUCCUGCGAACAUUCCAUUACAUGUUGGUUUGCAUGGUGAGGAAGCUAAGAAGCCAAGAUUAGGAGCAGGGUUGUGUCCAAAUUACACAAACAGUCGGGCUAUCUUGAGUGAUGCAGUUUCCCUUGUUCGGGGAGAUCGGUUCUACACGGACUCUGCAACUGCCGACACUAUGACGGAUUGGGGCCUGCGUGACUGUCAACCGGACGUUCAAGAAGGGGCUUACGGUGGCAUGUUGCAAAAAUUGAUACGCAAUAACUUGCCGGAUCAAUAUGUAUUCAACGACGUUGCUCUACUAUUUCCUUUCAAAACCCCUCAAAGUUCCUACUCGAUUCUGGAGAAAAUAGGCCCUCAAAAGGCCCUGCAAUAUUCGCUUCAACCUACUCCUACUCCACAUUUGUCCCUAGGUUACAAACACAUACAAUCGGGCGGAAAAACAAUGGUCUAUGAGAUUUCUGACACUCCGAAAGUCGAAGUAGAAAGAAUGAGCUUGCUUUUUGGUUUGCCAAAGAUGAAUUCAAACAUCAAGCUUAUUUACCAGGCAGUUGAGAUGGCGAUGUCCAGACAAAACUCCGAACAGUACAAGUUGUUCAUUCAAAGUCGCAUCCAACAAUGUUCGGCCAGACGAAGCCCAGUGUCUACCGAUGAGACUGUCGAUGUAGCGCGGGACGUGACCAACCCAUUGAUAUGUGGAUGGCUUUCUCAUAUCUUUGGACUUGUGGAAACUGGGAUUCACUCGCAGCAGCUUCUCCUCUGCGCAUUAAGCGACAUCUAUUGCUAUCUGAAUGCACAUGACCAAAUCUCCUUCAAAUCCAGAGCUUCUGCUCGUGUCGCCGCUUCGGGUUUUGCUUGGCAAAUCAAACAACAUAUUGAGGCAUCUUCACCUCCCAAUUCGAUCGGAAAUUUGAUCAGAAGAGGAGUUUCUAAGCUCACCAUAGGUGCAAUCGAUGUCCUCGAGGAUUCCAUCAAGACCAUAUCUGGUCAAAGACCGGAUAUCAAGCAUACUUCUCCUGACACCAAGAUCUUCUAUGAUACCAUAAGAGUAGAGAAUGAUGCUCAAAGAAUCCCACUUUCUAUUGACGAGCUCACAGCCGAUUGCUUGCGAGCCGUCUCAACCUUGGCAUACACUAUUGUCAACGGUACAGCGCAUGCGUUAGACUAUCUGAUGCCCGCUACAACGACCCACGCAGAUGAGAUUCCUAAACUUCGACAAACGUUACACGACUUGGUCCACAACCCCCGCUUCGACCGAUCGAACAUACAUGAGGCUCAUCUAAAGCAUGGGUUGGAAGGUGUGCGAUUGGCCCAUUGGAAUCCUUACCUGCGAGCUAUAUCGUUUGGCGUAAAACUUGAACACAGGGCCCAUCCUCGUCCGAUCGGCAUCAUCGACCGUGAAUUUCGACUCGACCGAAACACUUUGGAAUACUUGCGAUUAUUAGAUGUCGAGGGCUAUUGCCUCCCUAUGUUUGAGAUUAUUCUGCCCGUCAUCAUCAAUCAAGUUUUCUCUCUUAACAAGGUCCAGCGUGCACCAGGUAUGCAGGGUAGGUUGGAGAAGAUCAUGAUCACGGGUACCUCCGCGUCCAUACCGACCAUGCACAUUAGAUACGAUGGGUCCAAAACCUUGAAGGCGAUAAACAGCCUCCGAGGCAGAAGAACAAAUGGUAUUGCGUGAUGCAACUUUUUUCCGUUGAUUGGUCUCACCAGAUUCCAUAGGGUCAAACUCAAUGAUAUCUGGGAAAUGUGUUUAUGACCUUUAUCAAAGCUUGAUCAAGAAGCGUGUGUAUCUUUAUAAAAUAGUCAUUUAUCAAUCUUAGCUCCUCCACCAACAGUUUUUUCAAAGUUGUUUGACGCAUUAUAUCUAGAUUCACUAGUAAUCGUCCAAAUAAUUAUUAGAUACGUAAGAGUUGUAUAGUUACUUAUUGACAUCAGGUGUGACGAAAUUGACUAAAUUUUGAUGAUCACCCGAC